Molecule: messenger RNA, 7688 nt
Organism: Lynx canadensis (Canada lynx)
Lineage: Eukaryota; Metazoa; Chordata; Mammalia; Carnivora; Felidae
Gene: ADNP
Product: activity dependent neuroprotector homeobox
Exons: 5
Coding region: 1952-5260 (1102 amino acids)
Biological process (GO): regulation of gene expression
Cellular component (GO): nucleus
Molecular function (GO): DNA binding
Source: RefSeq, a predicted model, not a curated record
AUCCCUGGAACUAAUCCCUUCUUCCCGUUCCCCCCCCCCUCCCAAAACGAGCCCCCCACGCACACCCCCAGUGCUUGGGACGAGCCUUCUGCCAGGUCUGCCCACCCUUAGCUGGGGGGAGGGGGGACAGAUUGGGGGGCGGGGAGCAUGCAUGGCACGGGAGUGGAAAGUCUGUGCCUCCUCCGUGCAACCCUUCCUCCCUAACAUGCCAGCUCCCCUCCUAUCCUAACCACGGAGUCCACCACCACCCCCUUUUCUCAGAGUCGCAGCUGCCUGGUCAGCACGACCUCUUCCGAGCAUGCUGAGCCCCAACUUUGCAGUAAGACGGUAAAAAAUGGAAAUUCAGAAAGCUGCGAAAAGAUUUUUUUUUUUAUUGCAAUGAAUGGGGAGGAGUUCUUUGAGCACCCUUUUAUUCACCUCUCUUUCCUCUGGGCUGCCUGCCUGCCUGCCUGCCUUCCCCUCCCCCCAACCUGGAUGCCUGUCUGCUGGAAAAGGCGCGAUUGCUUCUCUUCCUCUUCUGCCCAAGAUCAGGCACUAAGGUCUGAUAUCCUUUUUAGUUACACGUGUGUCCACACUGAGUCUUCUUGAUGUUCUUGCAUUCACCAGUUCCUCUGGACAGUUCUUGCCAUAACCCCAUUUCUCAGACAAAGGCUUAGGAGGGAAAAAGAACCAAACUGCUUCCUGUGUUUGCCAUUUUAAUGCUGUCCAUCCCCACACGCCCAAUUCCUAUCCCUGAUGUUUCUCGUGCCAGUGUCUUGAACCUUCAGGAGGAAACAAAAAAAAAAAAUCUCCUGGGUAGCUUGAUACAGUUUCUUUAUAAAUCUGCAUUGUUGCUUCUGGUUUAUGGCCACGAAGAAAAUACCAGCCCCCACCCAAAAUGCACCGCAGCCAAGUCGGCUAAAGGCGAUGAGUGUUGGAGUCAGUAGGGGGCGCAUUCCCUGCACUGGGUAAGGCUGCAGAGGGGGGAAGGGCCCCAGAGCUAGAACAGGAUGUGCUUCACAGCGCCUUCUACAGACCAUGGGAAAAUGGACCCAGCAAGACACACUCUCGCACUCUUAGUUGGUGAGCUGACAGCAACAUGGCGAAGGAUUAAGUGAGUCAAGAGCGGUGAUUUUAUUUCUUUUAAAGAAUCCACCCAGCAUUUUAGAAGUUCUGUCUUUUGACUUGUUCAGAACUGUUGACCCUGACAAUCCACAUUUGUUCUUGGCACAUCCUUGGUACACAGAUUUCCUGUUCUCUGGAAUUCUUCCACCUUAAGCUUUGAAUGUGUCACCAUGUCUUUCCAAGGUCAGGUGGUAAAGGGGGAAAGUUUAAAACCUGAGAGUAAUGGGUUUGGGAGUAUUGCUGAUAACCUCCUCUCUUCAUGGCCCAAAUCUUUCCUAGUCUUUGAGAGUUAAAAAUCAUUCUUGAGGGAUGUUAGAUUUCAGUGGGGUAGUAAUUUUCAUAAGCUUGUAGAUGGGUGUCAUGAUUUGCAAAGCCUUGUUGGUAAACAUCGAGCCCAUGUUGAGUUCUUCGUUGUCAAACUCAACAGAGUUGAUUGUCAAAUUUUGUUGCCUUCCAACUUUGGACUUGUAAUUGCCGUUCAUUAUCUUCAGUAGCCAACCACCUUUGCAAAAGUGUUGACACCGGUCUUCUGUGAGCACCCACCUUCUUAGGGUGUGUUGAUUUCUAUAGAUUUUACUCCUCUUGUUAUUUCCAUAGGUGUGAGAUGCACAAUGCGAAACCUAGGCCCCAGCUUUUGCACCAUGAUGCACAGGGUUGUACUUUUUGUACUGAACUGAUAGGUGGCCUAGUGGUUAUGCCCUGUACUACCAUUUUGAGGAUCUGGACUCCGUUCCUGCCUUGCUCUUUGGACCACAUUGUCAAUUCACACCGAGUGCAGGAAAAGUUCUAAUACUAUUUAUAUUAAAAUAAAACGUCACCAUGUUGAACAGAUUAAGUGUCAAAAACUAUGUUCCAACUUCCUGUCAACAAUCUUGGCAGUUUAAGGAAAGCCCGGAAAACUGUGAAAAAAAUACUUAGUGACAUUGGGUUGGAAUACUGUAAAGAACACAUAGAAGAUUUUAAACAGUUUGAACCUAAUGACUUUUAUUUGAAAAACACUACAUGGGAGGAUGUAGGACUAUGGGACCCUUCACUUACAAAAAAUCAGGACUACCGGACAAAACCUUUUUGCUGCAGUGCUUGUCCAUUUUCUUCAAAAUUUUUCUCUGCCUACAAAAGUCAUUUCCGGAAUGUCCAUAGUGAAGACUUUGAAAAUAGGAUUCUCCUUAAUUGCCCCUACUGUACCUUCAAUGCAGACAAAAAGACUUUGGAAACACACAUUAAAAUAUUUCAUGCUCCAAACGCCAGCGCACCAAGUAGCAGCCUCAGCACUUUCAAAGAUAAAAGCAAAAAUGAUGGCCUUAAACCUAAGCAGGCUGACAGUGUAGAACAAGCUGUUUAUUACUGUAAGAAGUGCACUUACCGAGAUCCUCUUUAUGAAAUAGUUAGGAAGCACAUUUACAGGGAACAUUUUCAGCAUGUGGCAGCACCUUACAUAGCAAAGGCAGGUGAAAAAUCACUCAACGGUGCAGUCCCUUUAGGUUCAAAUGCCCGGGAAGAGAGCAGUAUUCACUGCAAGCGAUGCCUUUUCAUGCCAAAGUCCUACGAAGCUUUGGUACAGCAUGUCAUCGAAGACCACGAACGCAUAGGCUAUCAGGUCACUGCCAUGAUUGGGCACACAAAUGUGGUGGUUCCCCGAUCUAAACCUUUGAUGCUGAUUGCUCCCAAACCUCAAGAGAAGAAGGGCAUGGGACUCCAGUCGAGAAUUGGUUCCCUUGCUUCUGGAAAUGUCCGGUCUUUGCCAUCACAGCAGAUGGUAAAUCGACUCUCAAUACCAAAGCCUAACUUAAAUUCUACAGGAGUCAACAUGAUGUCUAAUGUUCACCUCCAGCAGAAUAACUAUGGAGUCAAAUCUGUAGGCCAGGGCUAUGGCGUUGGUCAGUCAAUGAGACUGGGUCUAGGUGGCAACGCACCAGUUUCCAUCCCUCAGCAGUCUCAGUCUGUGAAGCAGCUACUUCCAAGUGGAAAUGGAAGAUCUUACGGGCUUGGGUCAGAGCAGAGGUCCCAGGCACCAGCAAGAUACUCCCUGCAGUCUGCUAAUGCCUCUGCUCUCUCAUCAGGCCAGUUAAAGUCUCCCUCCCUCUCCCAGUCACAGGCAUCCAGAGUAUUAGGUCAGUCCAGUUCCAAACCUACUGCAGCUGCCACGGGCCCUCCCCCAGCCAAUACUUCCUCAACUCAAAAGUGGAAAAUAUGUACAAUCUGUAACGAGCUUUUUCCUGAAAAUGUCUAUAGUGUGCACUUCGAAAAAGAACAUAAAGCUGAGAAAGUCCCAGCAGUAGCCAACUACAUUAUGAAAAUUCACAAUUUUACUAGCAAAUGCCUCUACUGUAAUCGCUAUUUGCCCACAGACACCCUGCUCAACCAUAUGUUAAUUCACGGUCUGUCUUGUCCAUAUUGCCGUUCAACUUUCAAUGAUGUGGAAAAGAUGGCGGCACACAUGCGGAUGGUUCACAUUGAUGAAGAGAUGGGACCUAAAACAGAUUCUACUUUGAGUUUUGAUUUGACAUUGCAGCAGGGUAGCCACACUAACAUCCAUCUCCUUGUAACCACAUACAACCUGAGGGAUGCCCCAGCCGAAUCUGUUGCUUACCACGCCCAAAAUAACCCUCCAGUCCCUCCAAAGCCACAGCCAAAAGUUCAGGAAAAGGCAGAUAUCCCUGUUAAAAGUUCACCUCAAGCAGCAGUGCCCUAUAAAAAAGAUGUCGGGAAAACCCUUUGCCCUCUUUGCUUUUCAAUCCUAAAAGGACCCAUAUCUGAUGCACUUGCACAUCACCUACGAGAGAGGCACCAAGUUAUUCAGACGGUUCAUCCCGUGGAAAAAAAGCUCACCUACAAGUGCAUCCAUUGCCUUGGUGUGUAUACCAGCAACAUGACCGCCUCGACUAUCACUCUGCAUCUCGUUCACUGUAGGGGUGUCGGAAAGACCCAGAACGGCCAGGAUAAGACAAACGCACCCUCUCGGCUUAAUCAGUCACCAGGCCUAGCACCCGUGAAGCGCACUUACGAGCAAGUGGAAUUUCCCUUGCUGAAAAAGCGAAAGUUAGAUGAGGAUAGCGAUUCGCCCAGCUUCUUUGAGGAGAAGCCCGAGGAGCCUGUUGUGUUAGCUUUAGACCCCAAGGGUCACGAAGAUGAUUCCUACGAAGCCAGGAAAAGCUUCCUAACGAAGUAUUUCAACAAACAGCCCUAUCCCACCCGGAGAGAAAUUGAGAAGCUGGCUGCCAGUUUAUGGUUGUGGAAGAGUGACAUUGCUUCCCAUUUUAGCAACAAGAGGAAGAAGUGUGUCCGAGACUGUGAAAAGUACAAGCCCGGUGUGUUACUGGGCUUCAACAUGAAAGAACUGAACAAAGUUAAGCACGAGAUGGAUUUUGAUGCCGAGUGGCUGUUUGAGAAUCACGAUGAGAAGGAUUCCAGAGUGAAUGCUAGUAAAACUGCUGACAAAAAGCUCAGCCUUGGGAAGGAAGAGGACAGCUCCUCAGACAGUUUUGAAAAUUUGGAAGAAGAGUCCAAUGGAAGUGGUAGCCCUUUUGACCCUGUGUUUGAAGUUGAGCCUAAACUCCCUAAUGAUAACCCGGAGGAACACAUACCGAAGGUCAUUUCUGAGGAUGCUUUAGAAUCGGAGAAGCUAGACCAAAAAGAGGAGGAUGGUUCAAAGUAUGGAACUAUUCAUUUGACUGAGGAACCAACCAAACUAACGCAUGAUGCUUCUGACAGUGAGGUUGACCAGGAUGAUGUUGUUGAGUGGAAAGACGGUGCUUCUCCGUCUGAGAGUGGUCCUGGUUCCCAGCAAGUGUCAGACUUUGAGGACAACGCGUGUGAAAUGAAACCAGGAACCUGGUCUGAUGAGUCUUCCCAGAGUGAAGAUGCAAGAAGCAGUAAGCCAGCUGCCAAAAAAAAGGCUACCGUGCAAGGUGACAGAGAGCAGUUGAAAUGGAAGAAUAGUUCCUAUGGAAAAGUCGAAGGGUUUUGGUCCAAGGACCAGUCACAGUGGAAGAAUGCGUCUGAAAAUGAUGAGCGCUUAUCUAACCCACAGAUUGAGUGGCAGAAUAGCACAAUUGACAGUGAGGACGGGGAGCAGUUUGACAACAUGACUGAUGGGGUUGCUGAGCCGAUGCACGGCAGCCUCGCCGGAGUUAAACUGAGCAGCCAGCAGGCCUAAGCGCCAGGCUCUCUGGCAUCGGGGACCUGCUGCAGCCCGGAGCUCUGCUCUCCUGGCGGCAGGACUGCACAGCUGUACUCUCACUGGCACUGCCUUCUGAGCGCCGGGUCAUCGGGCUGUGGGGACGCGUGGCCACUGCAGCCCGGUGGUGGUUUCCAAGUCUGUGACACACGAUCGGCUGAUCUGGCUUCAGAACUUGCUGUGACAGACACGGUAAAUAAAUGUGAAAACCCAAGAAGCUGGUGGCUCACGAACGCACACGAGGAAAAGCAGAGGUUUACUUUUCUGCCUUCUCGACAUUUCUUUCCCUCUGUAAAAUGUUUGGUUGGAUGACCUUGGGAGGCCUUCUCCUGAUUCGCGUGGUGGUGCAGGGCCAACAGACAAGCUGCCAGUCCCGUGUGUAUAGUAGACUUUGGGGAAAAUCAAUUUUUUUUCAUGUAUUCAUUCUGAAUAGUUGAAAUGUAUAUUUGUACAGUCUUUUAGACCUAUUCAAGUGAUGCCUAUGAUAUUGUUAUUGUGUACCCAUCAUAGAUUUGUUUUUUUUUGUUUUUUUUUUUUUUUUUUUUUUUUUUUUUUUUUUAGUGUUGCCCUUGCUGUGUAAUAAACGCUAUACCUAGUUUACCUAGCAAAAGCUUGAAACUGCGCUAGUAUGGACCUUUGGACAGACUUAGUUUUUGCACAUAACCUUGUACAAUCUUGCAACAGAGGCCAGCCACGUAAGAUAUAUAUCUGGACUCUCUUGUAUUAUAGAAUUUUUCUUGUUCUGAAUAUCCUUGACAUUACAGCUGACAGAAACAAAAACUGGUAUUUCAGAUCUGUUUUCUGAAAUCUUUUAAGCUAAAAUCACAUGCAAGAAUUGACUUUGCAGCUACUAAUUUUGACACCUUUUAGAUCUGUAUGAAAGUGUGUUGUGUUGAAGCAGCAAACCAAUGAGUGCUGCAUUUUUGGAUAUUUAGUUUUAUCUUUAGUUAAACACCACCCUGGUGUAUUCAUUUAUACCAUCUAAUAUAUGACACACUGUUGUAGUAUGUAUAAUUUUGUGAUCUUUAUUUCCCUUUGUAUUCAUUUUAAGCAUCUAAAUAAAUUGCUGUAUUGUGCUUAAUGUAAAUAUUUGCUUUAUUACACAUUACAGUCCUGUGUCCAUUAUGUCUUGUGCCAGCUGAUGCCAUGGCUCACUUUCAUCAGAGACAAGCCACGGCCACUGAGGAAACUUGUGAAAGACCACAAUGUGCCAUUGGCAUAAAAGAAUGCUUUCUCUCAAGGCACCUGUUACAAAAUCUUUUGGUUUUGUUUUCGUCUUUUUCCUUUUUUAACUGCUAAAAUAAACAUCCUUGAGUUUUUCAGUUCCCCUUUUUUUAAGGAGCAGAGCCUGCUUGUAUGUGUAAAUGUCUCCGUGAUAAAAGGAUGUAAACAGAUUGGCAUUAAUGUGCAAGCAGAAUGUUAAUGCCCUGGCCUUCUUCUAAAGGAAGUAAAUGUUGGUCUUCACCUUAUAAUGGGAACAAUUGUACUCAACAGGCAACUUCUGUCAGCUUUUAUUGUAAUUCUCUUGACCAUCUUGCUAUUAAAAAGGCUUUGGAGAUCACACACUUGGAGGGCUAAGAUGGAAGGAGCUUUCCCAGUAGCAACUUGGACUAAAGAACGGUUACAAGGAGGCAGCGUUAGGCAACAUUUUCAGUAAUUACAACUAUGAUAGAAAGCUCCAGUCCAUACAAAGGGCAGAAGCACAGCAGGCACCUACCUCUCGGGGCCAUUGGUCUAAAGAGUUAAGUGGCUGGCUUCCAUAACUUCUAAGACUCCUUCCCAUAGAUAGGUGUAACGAAAGCAUUAACAAGACCAAAGAAAGUUGGAACGACUUCCUUCUAAAAUGUUAAGUCCUGCUUCUCAACUACAGGAGAAAGUGCAAGAAUAGACUAGAACCUUUAGGGCAUUUGGGGCUGGCAUGGAGUUAUUUUUAAGUCUGUUAUACAAGUAGAUUAUAAAUUCUAUAGACCCCAGCUCAUAAGAUUUAGGACAGGAUGUCUCCAAAUUAAGAUGCCACAGAUUACCAAAUCAGAAAAACUGGCAUUGAUAAAGCCUGUUUUCUCUUACUUAAGGAUAGUAAUAGCAGCUGAAUUUAAGCCAUCUCACACUUGGUUUGAAAGUAGUCUGCCUAAUAAAUUACUAGGUGGGAAGGACUUAGCCUGGACUCGAAUCCUACUCGGAGGUCUAAUGAGACUUGAAUAGACUAGUGGAGGGGGGGAGGUAUGUUCCUGGUUGGACUUUUGAGCAGAGACAGAUGAGCAUGCUUCCUUGCUAAGGUGGUGGGAGUGGGCAUUGUUGGCAUUCGGAAAAGAAUUUAGCCACCUAAGAAUUGGAAAUAAAGAAGAUCCCCAACUAGAAAUGUUGGAGAAGUCCUAAAAGUGUCUCAAUAAAAGCCAUUUUAAAAGAA